AUGGCAUCUUCAGCCAAGGCCACCACCCUCGACGAACUUUCUCCCCGACCGCCAACUCCUCCUCGAGAAUCUUUUCCAGAUAAAAUAGCUCCUAUGAAGGCUUCAGUCGGUCGUCCCAUCGACCCAAGACUGAGUCUCCAGACACCACCAGGCGCUAAUACACCAUCGUCGAACGGGGCAACCAACACCAAUUCAGGCUCGAGGCGGACAAGGAAGAAAGUCGAAUGGUCAAGCCAUACCGAAUAUCGAGAAGCCUCCAAGUUCUUCAGAUCGUCGCCGAUUACGACCCCUUCUGCUUCUUCGAGGCCCGUGAAGGGUAUCUUGAAGCCGUCACCGUCUCCCAACCCUCUCGCUUCACCUCUUAAUGGCCAUCCCAACGGCCUAUCAAGCCAGAUUAGUAUCGCCGAAAUGUUGGACUCGACAAUAAAACAACUCGCCGGUUCCGACCGGGACUCGCGACUCGAUGCAUACAUGAUGCUCUCUCGUGCUCUCAAGGCUUCCAACAACCUACCAGACCGGGUUGCCCUACAAGGCAAGAUGAGCCUAUUCAUGUCCUUUAUUGAACGAGAUGUCAAAUCCAAAAGAGAUGAGGGGUCUCCUGACUCUUCUCUCAUAUUCCAAGCCCUCAGUCUUCUAACGACCUUUUUGCAUUUUCCAGCCAUUGCUUCUUCUCUCACAUCAGACUUCGGCGUCUUCAUAAUCGACCAUUGCAUUCGAUGCUUCUCGGACCCAGGAAUCUCGAAGGACUUGGCACGCCACCUUAUGCAAGUCGUUGCUUUCCAGUCCUUCUCCCCAAAAGUCAUGUCUUCGGAUCGAGUUGGUCGGUUAGUCACAUCGUUGCACAACAUCGAGGAUCAUUUGACUGGCAAGAGCAUCAUCAUGGGCCGUAUCCAGAUUUACAAGCGUCUUGUGAGGCAAUCUCGAAACCAUAUGGCUGCCCACACGGCCUGGCUAGAGGAUUUGUUUAAUGACAUGCUCACUCCGAUUCGAGACAUUCGAGCGCAGGCAAUUCUUUUGGGCACGGAAGCUGGCUUUUCGCUGCGAAAUGAGAAGCCUGUGAUGCGCAAGGUGACUGAGAUUCUGCAGUCGACGGCGGACAAACAAAUCUAUAUUCAGUAUUACAUCCAGCGCCUCGACACUAUGCUCAAAGAGAAGCAACUCUUGUCAACGGUUCCACAGAUUUGGGGUGCUGUGACCCUUUUCCUGCAGUGCCCUCUCAGUCGAUGGCAACACUUUGCUCCAUGGUUCAAGAUUGCGCAGGACUCGUUCAACUGUACCGAUUCACAGACCAAACUGGAAGCCAACUAUGCCUGGAAUCGCUAUGUUUAUCUUUCAAUCACCAGCAACAAAUUGCCCCCAAAGUCUCUGGGUGUAUUGGCACAACCCCUAGCAAGCCAACUCCGGCGUAAAUUCAGUUUGAAGCAGUCAGAGGAAGCCAUGAAGCUUCGCAGAACAGUGAUGGGUGGUAUUUGCAACCUGUGUUACUAUGCCUUCCGUCCUAGUCAAGAUGUCACGUCGAUCGACGCUGCCUGGGAUACUAUCCUUGCACCUAUCACGCAACAACUAGUCCAGCUCGAUGCACAAGCCGAGUCUUCUGCUGACUCCGUAACGCAAGCGACCCGAAUUGUGACCGGACUGCUCGACGUUUCGACCCCAAGAAGCUGGAAAGACGAAAGGAUCAAGGAUGUUGCUCCUAUAAGCCCUGAGGAGCUGCCUUCAAUCGACUCAAAAUGGGCUCGCCGGAAUUCGGAGAAAAUCUUUGGCCUUGUUGGACCAAUUCUGGAGAAGAAAUUCCACGACUUGGCUAAUACCGAAAGUUUAGCCUAUAGACUCUGGCAAGCCUUCGUUGGUUCUAUUGCUGUCGCCUCGGCAAAGGAUAUCAAGGUGACUGACGAGACAGCGAGAUUCAUCGCCCAAGCUUUCGAUUUAUUGUCCAAGGUGUGGUCAACCGGGCUGCCUGAAGGGUCUGAGUCUGCAGGCACGAAGUAUCUGUCGAGUGUCAGGCAUUAUGUCGAUGUCCUUGUUCGCAACCUUGGCCUGCUCCCCUUCACCGAGAAGAAGCUAUCUAUGUCUCUUGCUAAUACCUUUGAGCCUGCUUCAACUCCUAGCCGGAUUGAUCGCACUGACAAGUCAAACGGCACUGUUCAGACGCCGCUUUAUCACCUAUUUUCCAUACUUUGUUCCAAGCCACCAGGAUUGGCUGAUGAUGAAGAUCUUGCCGAGUGCUUCUUAGCUGUCUUUGAUCCAUUCUUCCGAGGCAAAUCUUCAAGAGCUCGAGUGGAGUUGUCGAGAGAGAUGCUCCGACUCUUACCGCGAGACGCUCUUUCACCAUACGGUCCAUGGGUUCUCGCUGCUCAGAACAUUCGUACUUUGCUGGAUCAAAACCCAUCGCCAUCCGGCUCGCUACCAACCAGCAGCGAGAGAUUACUUGGACCUGAAUACCGGGAGAUAGUAUCGCUUCUCGAACGAGGACUUGUUUCGCACCCCACGCUCCCUGAAGAACAAUGGUUCUCUCUUUUCAACUUGUUAUCCGACCACAUCGCUCAAGAGUCUGGAGAUUCAGGUCGCGCCCUUGGUCUUGUAGAGCCUCUUUCCAAGAUUGUUACGGACAAUUUCUUCGAGGAUUCUGAAAGAUCAAACCAGAUGGCGCUGGCGGUAGCGAUUGCGCUAUUCAAUAUUGCCAAACUACCCCGAGAUCGCCAGGCUGUUGAGGCUGCUCGGCGACGACUUUGGGGUGCCCCUCCCACGGCAUCACGAUCCUCCUCAUUCGACCCGUUCCAGUAUCUUUACCAGCUUCAAGGUCAGAGUAUGAAAUACUUCUACGAAAACGAGGGCGAAUGCAAUGGUCAAAAGAUUGCGGCCUAUUUUGAGGCUGUCAGCGCUUUCAUUGUCGCAUCCUUUUCGCAAAAUGGCAUCAAAACUCUCCCCAAGCUACAAACAGGACUCAGUCCAUGGAUCCAGGAUGAAAAUGCGCAUAAGUUGUUGCGCAGUAGUUCUCCUGUCUCUGGAUCUGUAGGUAAUCCCAAUGGGUGCACUCUUCUAUAUGCUAAUUAUCUCCAGGUACGGACUCUGUGGGAUAACAUCUGUGGCCAGCUAUUGACACUCGGUCAAUUGGAGGACAAGGUCCUUGACACAGUCGAGCCUCUCGUCGCUGCGGGUUUUAGAAGUAAACAUCGUCACGUCGUAAACAAAAUGGCAGAGACAUGGAACGCUCUAGUAAAGGACGAAGAGAGCCUGGACUGCUCUGAGAGCCUCAAGUCGAUUAUAGCUUCCUUACGGCCAAGAGUUGAUGUCUCAUUCCCUGGUAUGGAACUUUCCAGUGGCGAGUUCGGAGCCCAAGCGCAAACCUUUGUCGAUACCCAGGAAGAUUUGAGCUUCGUCGCUCUAUCAUCUGCCAAGUCAUCGGGGCAAGGCGUUGAGCAAGCAGCCUCACCUGUACCAUCCAUAUCGAAGAUGAGUCUUAGGGGUGCGACGACUAGAAAGCGCCGCAGAGAUGCCACCCCUGAAUCUGUAAAGACAAAACCGGCUAAGCGAACAGCUACACCCCGUCUUCGCCAUGACAACUCUCAAAUCCAAUUUGCCCCAAUUGUCUCAUCACCAUUGGUUGAGGAGUCCCAACAUCUUACUGAAAGGCAGAGGGAAGUCCGUGAGCGACAGGAAGAAAAUGCCGCCAUGUAUCCCGGUAUCCGAUCUAGCCCACGGACCCGAGCAAAGGCUGCGAUCGAGGAGAGCUCCAAGGAUGCUGAGAAUAAACCCAGCAGACUCGAAACUACCCCUGAACGCGCAGCUUCCUACGAUGAGUUCAUCAAUCUGACACCCACUCCUCGACGUGGCCAAGCUCUUCAUCUCGAGGGCUUGAACGACCCACCUUCAUCACCACCGGACCCGAGACGCAACCCUCUGUUAUCUGAAAUACAAACUCGAUCAAAGGCUAGAGACUCGAUCGUCGACUGGGAGCUUUCUUCACCACCUGGUUCACCUUCCAUCAGUCAACAGACUAAUGAAGACCAAGCUGAGGUGGAGACUCCUUCUGCUAAGAACAAGACCUCUGGUAAGAACACACGGUCUAAGCGACGCAGGAGGAGGGCAGAAUCAUCAAAGAAGGAGGAGGUCAUUCCUUCAAGUCUUGGUAGUCAGGAGGUGGUGGCCGAAGACGCGGAGGCACUGCCAGAUGCGCCACCUAGCCAAGAUGUGGAAGAGAUCAAAGAGGAACAUAUCGAACAGCCUGCCCUCAGCCAGCUGGAAAGCCCUCAACGAACAGCCCCGCCUCCAGCACAGGUUCUGGAAACACCAAAAUCUGCAGACGACGAAUUUGUGGAUGCCAGGAGCAGCCCUGCAAAGGCUGUUGAUGAUCAGGCUGUUGAACGUGGCUCUAAGGUGGUUAACAGCCAGAAUCAAGACUCAUCUUUCGCGCUCAGUGAAGGCGAUGAAAGCAGCCUCAUGAGAUUAGUGGUGGAACUUGAAUCCAGAAGAUGCCAUCUUCCAUUCGACAAGUACAACUCAGUUUCUGUUUCCCCCGAGAAGAAAAAGAACGACGCGUCUCCCGAAAAGUGCAUAGAGGUCCAAGGAGACAAAUCUGCCGACGAAGAACAGAAUGACACUAAGGAGCCUCCACCGUCUAGUGUUGUUCCCUCUACGCCUGUCGAAGCAAGCCAAGAGAAGAAUGAAAACCAAAAUACAAACCAAACUGGCAGCAAGAGGAAGAGAAAGCGAAGCGCCGUGCAUGCAGAGACACGUCGCAAAAAGAGACGGUCGGCCGACCCAUCAGGACCAGAGCAGGUCGAAGAUAGCCAGUCAACAUCUCAAGAAACGGCCUCGUCUAUUCCAACCGUGCGACGGUCAUCCAGACGAACCGCUGGACAAAAGCGCAAGGAGCUACCAAACCGAGAGGACCAGGCGUCGCCUACCAAAAGGUCUACACGCUCAUCUUCCCGAGCGUCUCAGACAACGUCAAAGUCGACCGAUGCACGUGAUGACGGGGACACCGAUGAGGAACUCAUGUCACAACUGGUGACAGAGUCCUUUGCAGCCUCGCAAAGUCAAGAGCCUGAGUUUCGGGUGCCUGAUGAAGUCAUUGAGGACUCUAUGGAAGUUCUACCAAUUGAUAGCGAAUCAGGUGAAGAAGUCCAGGAGGAUCAGCCACAAGCGGAAGAGGAGGGCCAAGAAGAAGUUGCCGAGCCAAAAGAAGAUGAGGAUGAAGAAGAAGAAACACCAGUACCACACAAGACAAGGUCAAUCAUGGACACUCUUCGUGGUGGAUUACAGCAAUUGCAGGCGGCAGCACUUAGCCGCGACGAGGUUUACCAGCUAGAAGACAUGCUUAUGGAUAUGAAGAGGGAGCUCUUCGAAGCAGAACGACGAGGAAGGCAUUGA
Molecule: messenger RNA, 5373 nt
Organism: Fusarium tjaetaba
Lineage: Eukaryota; Fungi; Ascomycota; Sordariomycetes; Hypocreales; Nectriaceae
Product: Telomere length regulator rif1
Exons: 1
Coding region: 1-5373 (1790 amino acids)
Biological process (GO): telomere maintenance
Cellular component (GO): nucleus
Source: RefSeq, a predicted model, not a curated record